GAUUCGGCUGACGAUCAGCCCCCUGCUGCUGCUGUUGGUGUUGAUUUGGGUGGACUUCCUGGGGUGGAUUUUUCUGGGAGGCCAACCCCUCCUGUGGUCCCGCCAAAAACUGGAAGUGGGCUUACUUUGCAGCCAUGCUCGUUGAACGAGAAAUGCCCAGAGGACAAUGUUUGCUACCCACACCAGCAAGACCCCAAGAAAGGUGUCUGUGCCAAACCGCCGACGGGGGGAGUCGUCAUCCCAGACGAUGCUGGAGACUUUCCAGUUCCAGUUGCCUACUUCCCACUCACAGGGCAGUCGUUGAACUCCUGGCCAGAUGAGCAGUAUGUGGGCGCAUCAAAUACAGCAACAUUUCGUCAAGACUCCCAAUUUGGAAGCGUUCUACACUGCAAGGAGAACACAGAAGACCUUGUGGUCAUUCAGAAUGUGGAGUAUGGCAGGAAUGGGUCCUUCUCCAUCUCCUUUUGGAUGAAGAAGGACAUCAGUGCAUCUUCCUUUGGCGAUACUCACCAGUUCAUAUACUCCCACACUACGGUCAGCAACACCAACAACAGAAAUGCCGAUCCAACGUCGACCAACCAAAUUCAAGUUUAUCUGCCAGAGAUUUCCCAUCCUGCGCACGGACUUCUGAGAGUUCUGAUAAAGGAUGAUAAUGACACCCCUGAGGCGUUUUACAUGGACUCUGAUGGUUCGAUUGCCAACAAUGACGAACGCAACGUAACCAACCAUGUGGAGAUUGAAGACGGGAAUUGGCACAUGUUCACAGUCACAACCCAGCCAUCUGGGGGCAAAGGCUACAGAAUAUAUAUCGAUGGAGAGCUUGCGGCUUCGACUCCAGAUUCAAAAGGAGUUAAUGGCGGUGAUCCAAUUGAGCUUGAUGGAAAUAUCUAUCUCUGCGGGCGAGUGGACAAUGCCCGCGAGCGCCAUUUCGAUGGCGCCAUUGCAAAACUCAGCAUAUUUGACGUUGCCCUUGAAGAGGAGCAGGUGCAGUCCUUGUAUGCUGCUGUGUGGAAGGGCACCACAGAUGGCAUCCAAGACACCAAAACAGCCAACGGUGGUUUGCUGUAUGCGAGAGGGACUGAGGUGCAGAGGUCGCUCAAUACAACAACUGCCUUGGCCGCUGGUGCAGACUACAGUGCCCCACCUCGAUUUGAUGCGCAGGAAUUUGCAAGCAAGACAGAUUUCUGCAAUGUGGCACCAUCUGCUUUGGGUGCCGAUGAAGCUGACUGUGAGGUACCGGAGAUUUGUGCCCCAUUGCAUAUCCGACAGCUCAAGAUGCUCGUCAGGAUUGCUGACAAGCAGCCAGAUCCAACCUUCAAGCUUGAUGGCAUCUGCACUGUGGAACCCGAAGGGGGUGCCAUGAGUCCGAGGGAAGAUAGGGAUAUACCAGAACCGUUUGCUUAUUUCCCCUUGACGGGGGGCGAUGCAGCGUCUUGGCCAGUGCCCUACGCCCAAGGCACACCCAUCAAUGUUGACGUGGUUGAUGAUGCGGCAUUUGGAAAGGUGUUCCAAUGCAGUGAGGAGGCAGGCAGUUACAUAGUUUUGGACAAUGUUCCGUAUGGUGAUUCUGGCAGUUUUGCCGUAUCCUUCUGGACAAGGUCUUUGAACAACACCGGAAACACAUUCCAAUACAUCUACUCUCAUGCCGGCUUGAAUGUCAGCGAUAAUCCGUGGAUAAAGAACCAGGUUCAAGUGUAUUUGGCGGAAACGAACCACAGCUCCCGUGGCAUACUGCGCGCAAUUGUCAAAGACAUUGAUGAUGUGGAGGACGGCGAAGAAUCAGAAAUAUACCUGGAUUCUGAUGGAGAUGUUUCCAUCACUCUCAAGGACAAAGCAGAGAUUCAGAAGGAAGCGGCUGUAAAUGCCACGGAUGGCCAAUGGCACAUGGUCACUGUGACAACGCGCACUGAUGGCAAAAAGGGGUUCUCCAUAUUUGUUGAUGGCAUACUGUCGGGAGAGAUGGUCGAGGACGUCACCUACACAGGGGCUGAUGGUGUUAUACGAAGAGCCACUGGCGGAGAUCCAAUGCGAGCAGGCGGGAAUAUCUAUCUCUGUGGGAGACACGAUGGCAACCCAGAACGUCACUAUGAUGGCCUCAUUGCACAUUUGGCUCUGUACGACUCAGGUCUCUCCAGUGAGGAGGUGAAAGACAUUUACAACGGGGUACUCGAAUUGCAUGCAGCACUGAAGACAAUGGCCACAUCAGGUGACUCAGGCCGCAGAAGAUCUCUGCUACAGUCUCCUGGAUCUGCAUCAAGAACACAGGAUACUUUCCAGCCCCUCACGCCACCCUUCCAACCCCGAUUUUCAUUCGGUGCUAUUCCCACAGCUAUCCCUGUUGCUCUCCCACCGGGGAGCGUUCCGAGGGGUUCAUGGCAAGGAGCCGUCACAGGCCAACCAGGAAAGUUCUAUGGACGCUGCAGUGGGGACUACGCACAGGGCAUAGGCAUAUCGAAUGCUCCGGAAUGCCAGGAAGGAUUGACGUGCAUCCCAAUUCUCACCCCCACCUUCCGCGGCGAUUCUGGUGGGCAGUUGGAAAGGGUUGGCGUAUGUGCCAGAUUUCCCAGCGACGGCGCAUACAUCUUCGAUCCCAAGUCGGUGUUGACAAUCCCCAUUGCAUACUUUCCACUUACGAGCACCGACCUAAACUCGUGGCCAUUGCCGGUCUUUUCUGGGAGAGCCCCUAAAAUCAACUUGAUUGAAGAUGAAGUCUUUGGAUCUGCACUGGACUGCCAAAAGAGCAAGCAAGAUGAAGUGAUUCUGGACAACGUAGGCUAUGCUACCAGUGGCCACUUCACUGUGAAUUUGUGGAUUCGGUAUCGUCGGAAAGCCAUUGACGACGAUGCAUCAUAUGAGUUCGUUUUCUCUCACACAGAGCCUGGAGCGCAGGCCUCUGGAAGCGGCGCACAGAUCGAACUCUACAUGCCUGGCCCUGGAAACCCUCAACUGUUGGGGCGCAUUCAGGCUCUUGUUAAAGAUUCUGAUGAUUCAAAUGACGGCGCAUCGCCUGGGAAAGCAGGAACUUCCGAUUUGGAUGCUUCUUCCAAUGGCAGCCUUCUCUCCAAGGAAAAUUCAAGCAGCGUCACAGACGGGAUUUGGCACAUGAUUACCGUCUCCAGCCACGAGGCUGGUACACACGGAUAUCGAUUGUUCGUUGACGGCGUGCUGGUGGGAGAGAAGAAAGGAGAAUCGAAUGUGCCUGGUGGCGAUCCCAUCGACAUUGAAGGGAAAAUUCACCUCUGCGGGCGCUCCGACGGCAACUCUGAUGUGCAUUUCGAUGGCAGUGUAGCCCAUUUGGCGCUGUACAACAAGGCACUGGGGCAGCAGGAGAUACUGGCCCUGUAUGAGGAGUUCGUCCUUGUUUCAAACGGCAUACAAGUAGCCCACCCAACGCGCGCCACGACGACAGGAGAGCCAUGCGUGUUUCCAGGCAUCAGCGGAGGCAAGCUGGUUGUCGACUGCGUUCCUAUCAACGGCGUAUUGAGCUGCCCAGUGAAGGAUGGCACCUGGGUGGAAUGCAAAGCCUUCAACCGGUCAGCUGAGGCUUUUGCAGAGCUGGACAAACCAUCGGUUCCUCAGGGAGUCACUCGGACUGUGACCGGGGAGGUUUGCCGUUUCCCAUCAAAAUUUGGCGGCAAAGAUGUCUACUCUUGUGUGAAAAUCGACGGAAUUCCGAAAUGCAAUGUUGGGAAUGGGCAGUGGAAACGAUGCGCUUCAAAGGGACACAUAAGAUUCACGAAGCAAGGAGCUCGGUGUGUAUUCCCAUUCACGUAUGAAGAGAAAAUAUACGUGGAUUGCGCAGUCAUCAACAGGGUCGAGUCCUGCAUGGUUGCCAAUGGCAACAUUUAUCCGUGCGCUGGCACUUCACUGGGAUCAGAUGGGGCCAGCGUGGGGCCUGAUGAUGUGGACGAUGUUCCACAUCCUGAUGAGGCAAUCACUAGAACUACGAUCGACAGAAAAGCAUGUAUUUUCCCAUUCUGGCAUGAAGGCAAGUCGGUUGCUGGCUGCGUCAUCGAUGGCCAAUCCCGUACCUGCCCAGUAGCAGGUGGAGACAUGAAGCAGUGCAGCAAUCUCAUCUUCACAAAAGGUGGCAACCCAUGCGCAUUUCCCUUUCCGGAUGAUAAAGGAGAUGACCAGUUUUCAUGCAUGAGGAUUAAUGACACGUCCGUGUGCAGAACUGCUGCUGGUGUGUACGAGGAGUGUGUUGGACCGCUGGUGAAUGGGAAUGCACUUCCUGACAUCCUGCUGGCAGGACGGGUGACCGUUGGAGGCGACAAGUGUACACUGCCAUUUUGGCAUGGGAAACGCCUCGUCCGUGACUGCAUCGUUGUGGACUCGGUUGAAAAAUGCAAGGUCGAGUCUGGCGAGCUUGUUGAAUGUGCUCCCAGGCGCACUACGACUACGGGAGACCAGUGCUCGUUUCCUUUUGAGCACAAUGAUGAGCAAUACGACGACUGCAUCAAAAUAAAUGGGACAGAGAGUUGCAUCACAAUGACUGGCAGCAUUGAGGAAUGCGCUCCACUCCAAGUCCUUGCUGUCGAUGCUGGAGCGGCAGUGAACACCAAACCAGAGGCAAAAGAGUCUGUGGUGCCUCGCAUCACGGUUGAUGGAGAUAGUUGUGUGUUUCCUUUUUGGUACCGGGGAUCUUCCAUUGCCAACUGCAUCCCCGUUGAUGGAGUGGACGUGUGUCCAACUGGCAAUGGGAACCUGGCAGAAUGUGAGCCAUUGGUGUUUACGAAAUCUGGCGAGCCUUGCGCGUUUCCCUUCUACGACGAAGCAUCCAACAGCACGAAGAAGACCUGUGUGCCUGUUGAUGGGCGUGACAGGUGCAGGACAAAGAAGGGAGACUGGGAAGAAUGCUCGUGGCAAGGAGUGGCUGAGGAAUUUGAGGAAGCAACCAAAAUUGUACCAGGAAGAGUGACCACCUCCAACGAGCCAUGCGUGUUCCCAUUUUGGUAUCGGGGCGCCCUGACGACCACAUGUGCAGAGGCUGAUGGAGAGCCUCACUCGGGAUUUUGCAUGACAGCAGAGGGUUAUCCAAAGGAAUGUAAGCCGCCUCGGUUUACAAAGAGUGGCAAAGAGUGUUCCUUCCCAUUUCGCCACGAAGGCGUUGUUUCGUACGACUGCAUUGACCGCAAUGGAACAGAAGUGUGUGUGACAGCUCAAGGCGAUUUUGAGGUGUGUGACACACCCAAAGCCCCAGAGUACCACCAACACAAAGAAAACCAUGAAGACAGUGCUGGAAAGAUUGUCAGCAGGGUGACAGAAGAAGGCGAAAGCUGUGUUUUUCCAUUCUGGCACCAAGGGAAAUCCGUUGCCAGCUGUGCAAACAUUGGUGGCUACGACAGCUGCCUGAAUGGCCUUGGGAACCUUGUGCGCUGCACGCCUCUCAUGCAGACAGAUGCCGGUCAGCCCUGCGCAUUUCCUUUCCACGAAUCAGGUGAAGCGCAUACCAAGUGCCUGGCCAGAGGUGACAGGAAGAUGUGCAAAAUAGGCACUGGAGAAUGGGCAAACUGCACCAUUCCAUUGUCUGCAAACGAUCUGCCAACAACUUUGCUGGCUGGGCGAGUGACUGUGGAUAACCAGAAAUGUGCCUUUCCGUUCUGGUACCGAGGGAAGCUUGAGAGUAGGUGCAUUGAUGGAAGGUGUCCAAGCAGUAGCGGUGAAUGGAUUGACUGCCGGCCAGAGCAAUUCACCAUUUCUGGAAGGUUGUGCUCUGUGCCGUUUACUUUUGGUGGUGAACAGCACUCUGAAUGCAUUUCAGUCGAUGGAAAGCCACAGUGCAUGACGGCAGAAGGCAAUCUAGAAGAGUGCUCAACCACUUCUCAGACAGAGACAGCGGAACGGGCAACAGUGGAUGAGACUUUGGAUUUGGGUAGCCAGAUACUCAGCCGUGUCACUGUGGAUGGCGAACAGUGUGUAUGGCCGUUUUGGUACAAAGGUCGGUCAGUUGGGCAAUGUGUCCAAAUUGAUGGUGAAGAGAAAUGCCCCACAAACACAACAGAACUCAAACAAUGUGCACCCCUCAUUCCAACCGCCUUGGGCAGUGUAUGUGCCGUUCCAUUCAUGGAUGACCAAGGGCAAAUGCGAAAGGAGUGUGUGAAUAGAGGUGGCAGGCGAAUGUGCAAAGUGCAAGAUGGCACUUGGGACGAAUGCAUAGGCAUCAGCGGACAGCCCACCCAAGUGGAUGGGUCAGCAGUGUUGGCUGGACGUGUCACUGUUGAUGGUGAUGCCUGUGCAUUCCCCUUCUGGCAUGAGGGUGUCCUGGUGACUACAUGUGUGACAGACUCUGCUGGCAACAGCUCAGGGUGGUGCCGAACUGGGUCAGGCAGAAAAGCAGACUGUGCCCCAAUCCAAACCACAGUGCGGGGAUCUCAGUGCUCUUUCCCAUUCAGCCACGAUGGCUUGGCCAGCACCAGCAAAUGCAUCAAUAUCAACGGCGAGCUGCAAUGCAAGACAGCCCUUGGAGAUUUUGAAGAGUGUGCGGACCUCCAGAUUGCGUCAUCAGCAAGUACCAUUAUCAGCCGUGUGACGAUCGAAGGGGAUCAAUGCCUCUUCCCAUAUUGGUACCAAGGCCGAUCUAUUGCUGAUUGCGUUUCAGUCAACGGAAUUGAAAGCUGUCCCACCAGAGCUGGAAUGAGGCCGUGCCGGCCUCUCACAAGCACUGCAAAUGGGGGCAUUUGUUCUUUCCCCUUCCCUGGCGAUGACGAAGUGAUGCAUUAUUCCUGUGUGACGAGGAAUGACACGCAGAGCUGCAGAACAAGUGACGGUAAAUGGGCGGAAUGCACACAACGCCCAGUCCCAGAAGGAGCGGUUCAUGGAACAACAAAGCUCAUGACGGGCCGAGCUACCAUUGAUGGAGAGCAAUGCGUAUUUCCGUUCUUCUUUGAGGAGAAAGCCGUGAUUACCUGCGCUGGUAGGUCGAAAAAGAUGCCCAACGGGCAGUGCAUCACCAGAGAUGGUGCUAUGAAGGAAUGCGCCCCCGUUUGGAUGACCUCACAAGGGGACUAUUGUUCGUUCCCUUUCACGGUGGCUGGCAAAGUCCAUCACCAAUGUGUGCCAUUGGGAGGGAAAGACGUCUGCAAGACCGCUGAUGGAAGUUUUGCAGAAUGCAAAGGCAAGGUCAGAAUUUUAUCGGAGCUUGACGGCAGUGCAUCUGGCUCCAGCUCGAGCGCCACCAUUGGGGUAGCAAUCGGAUCAUCAGUAGCAGUGGCAAUUGUGGCGGUCGCAGCGAUUGGAAUUGUCGUGUACGCCAGGAAGAGAUCAGGAUCCAGGAAGGACACAGCAUCGAUGGGGACUUUCAAGAAAUUCCAAGAUCAGCAGGUGACUUCCGGGCCUGGGAGGGACAUUGCGCUGCAGGGCAUUGCAUCGAGUGUCAAACUGAAUAAUAAGGCCGGAAGAGGGAAGAAUCAGUGA
Messenger RNA from Ostreobium quekettii, 7416 nucleotides. Lineage: Eukaryota; Viridiplantae; Chlorophyta; Ulvophyceae; Bryopsidales; Ostreobiaceae. The record is from the annotation of a GenBank genome assembly.